GUUAUAACCAACCCGAACGUGUGUAAUUUGAAAAGGGAAACUCAGAUUACACAGUAGUUCGGUCUGUUUUACUACUCAUUCACAAUCUCUCACAAAAAAAUCCUUUUUAAUGGAGUUAUCCAAAAGAAGAAGAAAUCUUGGAGAUGCUUCAGGUGCUCCAACCUCAAUCCUGGAUAUUCCCUUUUGCAUAAUGGUCGAUAUCUUCUCAAGGCUCCCUGUAACCAUACUUUUGGCCUGCAAAUUUGCUUGCAAGGCCUGGUACUCAUACAUCUCCAAUCCUGAAUUCGGUAAACUCUACUUCAAGAAUCCGCCUUUUCUUAGUGUUGUGAUGUUUUCCAUUAAUUAUGAUUACAGUUUGGUUGACCUGAAAGCUGAUGAUCAUGAUAACAAUACCCUGAAUCCAAAUGCCCUUCGAAUUUUGCAAACAAAUGAACCAACCGGGAAUGAAACUGUGUUGGGUUCUUGUAAUGGGCUACUUUGCAUUUUGCAUCAUUCAUCAUGUUUUGGAGGUUAUAAAUUGUAUAUCUGGAAUCCAUUGACUGGGGAACGUGCUUUUCUUCCACCACCAAAUGUGGAAGAAAAUGUCAAAGCUGAUGCCUUUCUGUUUGGGUUCUGUGAGAAAACUAAUGAGUACAAAGUGCUUAGGAUUUUAACUAGGAAAUGGAAACGUGGGAAAACUGAAGUUAAGAUUUGCACAAUUGGUAGUGAUGAUAGUUGGAGGGUUCUAAAACAAAAUCUCCCUUUACCUCGAGGUCGAAAAUGGACAGACACAAUCUUCUUUGAUGAUACCCAAUUUUCUGAAGUGACCUUUAAAGGAUCCCUUCAUUGGAUAACUGAAGACAGUUUCAAUUGGGAUGAUGUUGUUUUCGCUUUCGACGUUGGUGAAGAGAAACUUAAGCCAUUUCCACAACCGAAUGGGUUGUAUCUGCGGUAUAACUAUACUUCUCUGGCAGUUUUUAGGGAAUGCCUUAGUAUUUUCCAAAUUUCCAGCUCCUCUCAGGUGGAUAUCUGGUUGAUGAAGGAAUAUGGUGAGUUGGGAUCAUGGACUAAGGAGAUUACCGUUAAUUGCAGUCACCUUCCUGCUGUCCUGCCUCAGCUGUAUUAUCCUAUUGUGUUCUGGAGGGGUAAUGAACUGCUGUUGUGUGGUGGUUAUGGGGUCCUGUAUUCAUGUGAUACUGAAACUAUGAUGGCAACCAAAGUUAGAGCAACCGUUGAUCGCAAUGUGCGUGGUUACGCGAUUCCUUUUGUUCCAUGCUUCCUUUCUUUCAAGGAUUUCAUAAAGGGAUUUGAUGGGGAGCCAAAAGUCCUGAAGGAGAAAUGAAGCCAAUCUGUUAUCACAGACUAGCCUACAUGCAUUUUGGUCUAAAUUUCUGUAGGUUACCAAGUGCAGCAAUCAAUCUUUUGUGCGUUUUCACUUUGCACAAUGUAGUAGUACUAUUUCAUUUCAGAUUCUGAUUACGCAACUACUUGUUUUGUGAGUUGGAGGAGCAAUUAACUUGUGCUUUCCGACAAACAGUGUUUGUGACGAGCUUAGUGAUAGUUACUGUUGUGUUGAUGUUGCAGUGAAAGUUCUUGUAUCAGUUCAUUUUGGUAUACACUUUCUAGUUUUGCAAAGCUCAAAAGCGGCCACUAGAGAAGUAGUAGUACAUAAUUGGCAUUGAAAUAGGUAAAAGGCAAGCAUUCAGAGAACAAAGAUCCGAUUACAUCACUCAUCCAUUGCACAGAAUCAAACAGAAGAAGUGAGAAAAACUAAUCUCUCACAAAGAAUACACUGUUUUUAACCUUAUUUCAUUCGUCCAUAUCUUUAUUCUUGCACACACUCUAAACGCAGGAAACAACAAAACACUCCAAAAGGAAACGUUGACAAGGUAAAGCUUUCACUUGAGAUGCAUCAUUGACUGAUCACACAUUUCAGAUUUCUUUAACAACGUUUGGUGCAAAAACAUCUGCGACGGAAUCCCCUGCACCUUCCACCAUUGAAGCCUUCAGUUUGGCAAACAGCAGCACAGUUGCUUGCCCUUACACAUGGCCCUUUGAAGCGGUGGCUCUCAGAUUCGCAUGUUCUGGCCUCAGCAACAGUUAUUGGACCUAUAUAUGAACGUGGCCAACAAUUUGUUAAAAGAAGUAUACCGUGAAAUUCUUAUUUAUCGUGUAACAAUCGUGUCAUCUAUAUGUUAAAGUGACUCGUUACAAACACAAAAUGCAAAAAUAAGCCCUUGAAAAGCUAAAUGAGGAGAAUUACCAGAGGCCAUGAAAAGAGCCAAAAGGAGGAAAAUUGCUACGAAUAAGCCCUUGAAACUCCUCAUCUUGAGUCUCUCAGACAAAGAGUGAUGAAUUGCCCGGAUGGAUCAUUCUUUCCUUGGGAGAUCACUAUUUAUAAUGUCCAAAUCUAUUACGAUAAUGCAAAAUAAUAGUCUUUCCCACUCACUUUGGAUGGAACGAUCGAGACAAAGUGACCACAGGGCUACCUUUAGAAUACUAGUAGGAAGUAGUAACUUUUGUAGAAUUUCAAUUUUCAUUCAAAAAAUAUGAUUUUUUUUAGAAGGGAGCCCCAAGUAUCUCCAAAAUACUUCUACUCUGAGGACAUCAUUUUC
Molecule: messenger RNA, 2594 nt
Organism: Oldenlandia corymbosa var. corymbosa
Lineage: Eukaryota; Viridiplantae; Streptophyta; Magnoliopsida; Gentianales; Rubiaceae
Source: the annotation of a GenBank genome assembly